Messenger RNA from Schistocerca serialis cubense, 351 nucleotides. Its product is annotated as octapeptide-repeat protein T2-like. Lineage: Eukaryota; Metazoa; Arthropoda; Insecta; Orthoptera; Acrididae. The coding region runs from base 1 to 351 and encodes 116 amino acids. The record is from RefSeq and is a predicted model, not a curated record. The transcript has a single exon.
AUGAGAAGCAAGGAGAAAAAGGCAAUGAGAAGCAAGGAGAAAAAGGCAAUGAGAGGCAAGGAGAAAAAGGCAAUGAGAAGGCAAGGAGAAAAAGGCAAAGAGAAGGCAAGGAGAAAAAGGCAAAGAGAAGGCAAGGAGAAAAAGGCAAAGAGAAGGCAAGGAGAAAAAGGCAAAGAGAAGGCAAGGAGAAAAAGGCAAAGAGAAGGCAAGGAGAAAAAGGCAAAGAGAAGGCAAGGAGAAAAAGGCAAAGAGAAGGCAAGGAGAAAAAGGCAAAGAGAAGGCAAGGAGAAAAAGGCAAAGAGAAGGCAAGGAGAAAAAGGCAAAGAGAAGGCAAGGAGAAAAAGGCAAUGA